AUGGAUACUAAUAUGCUUAUCGAUCUUGUCCACGAGGUGCAGGACCAGCUCUGGGUCGAUAAGGUGAAUGAGACCCACAGAACGGGUCGUCUCUGCGAGUGGGUGUCUACUUUCCAUCCCGAUAGACUCCCCUGUGUACUUGACGGUACCUUUCACAAUGGUGCAUUUAAUGCCGGUGUAAAAAUGGUCUUUAGUGACAAUACGGCCUGGAUGGUUCGUUUCCCUCGCGCAGGGAUGGUCUGUGAUGACUACGCCAAUGAAAAGGUUGCAAUGGAGGUAUCAGCAUUAGGCCUUAUCCGCGAUAGAACUACUAUACCCGUCCCGAUAGUCCAAGCGUGGGGUCCCGCAAUCAGUAACCCACUGGGUCUUGGUCCAUUCAUUAUGAUGGACUUUAUUAAUGGUGUGAGCCUUAGCGAUCUUUUCCAGGACCCCAAUGCCACGUGCCCCGGCAGAGUAAUAAGAGAGGAUAUCAGUGAUUGCGAUAUUGAAUUUAUCUAUAAACAAUUGGCAAAUUUUCUCCUUCAGAUCUUUAAGCUCGAUUUUGAUCAGAUUGGCAGUCUACCACCACCCCAGGCUAAUGUCCAUAUCCCUACACUACCACGGCCGCUAACAUUCAAGGCACAUUGCAUUUUACAGAACGGAGGAAUUAACACUUUUGGUGACCGAUCCCAGGGGUUUACAACGACGACCGAUUAUUUUCAGUAUAUUCUUGACCAGGACUGGGAACAGCUUGUUCACCAGCCAAACUCGACCUUUGGUAAAUACGAUGCUAAGGGUAAAUACGUGGCGUUUAAGACCCUUAAAACCUUGAUACCUGACUUGGUCCACCCGAAGUAUAACUAUGGCAAAUUUAAAUUGAUUUGCGAUGAUCUUGGCUUGGCAAAUCUAAUUAUUCGGGGUAAAGAAGAUCUUACUGUUGUUGGGGUAGUAGACCUUGAGUGGUCAUAUAUUGGACCCGCCCAGCUAUUUGGCUCAGCACCGUGGUGGCUUCUCCAAGAUAGACCUGUUAAUAGUGCAUGGGACUGCGAGGGUGAUGAGCUACCUAAGAUUGCCUCUCGGUACUUGAAGUACCUUGAUAUCUUUAUAUAUAUCUUGGAGGAGGAAGAGGUAAAAAUGCCAGGCUAUGAGGAGAGAGAGCUCUCUAGUCUUGUUAAGUGGUCACAAGCUUCUGGAGCCAUGUGGUUGCAUAUGCUCCUCUUAUCUGGCUUUAACGACUAUUGCAGUUUUCCAUUUACAAAGCUCUGUCAACAUUUGGGAGCUGCUGAGUGGGCGAAGCGUGAGAAGGAAUAUGAACAGGCAGAAGACCUUGAGGGAUUCGCAUCGCGGAAGGUCAAGGAGUUGAAGAAGUAUGAUGAAGCCUUGGAGAAGAUAGAGGAAAACAAAGCGCUUAUGGAUAGCGGGAAGAUGACGAAGGAAGAAUUCAUUGCCAAAGCUCUAAUGGAACCAUGGUAUUCCCUAUCGUCUGCGGCGCACGAUGAAAUGACGAAUGACGAAUGA
Aspergillus pseudonomiae is the source of this 1497-nucleotide messenger RNA. Its product is annotated as phosphotransferase enzyme family protein. NCBI's taxonomy places the organism in Eukaryota, Fungi, Ascomycota, Eurotiomycetes, Eurotiales, Aspergillaceae. The coding region runs from base 1 to 1497 and encodes 498 amino acids. The transcript has 2 exons. The record is from RefSeq and is a predicted model, not a curated record.